GGCUCGGCCGCUCAGAACUGCGAGGACGACCAAGACGGCCAACAGCUCCAAUCCUCGCCCGCAGUACGCUUUAAAUCGACCAUCGAAGAGAUUGCCCCAGAUAAUGCAAUGUCCACGAUCACACCGUCCGCCGACGGUGUCGCGCUCGGAGACCCAGGCGAGGUGACGCCGGAUCAGAUCCGCGACCUCUCCAACAGGCUGCGGGCCUGCCCGCUCCAGGAACGAAGAAUGAACAUCUUCUCUUACGAGGCCUUUUCCCUCCCACCUUCAAGAACAGCAUCCCGUGAUGAUGAGUCGCGAGAACCUAGUCGCCAGGCCACUCCUCAAAACUCAGCGAGUCACGGCUCGCCGCGCUUGAAUGCCAGUCCGCGCGCCAUGGAUAUGCAUUCGCCGCCUCUUACACCGGCAGGAACGGACACUACAGACGGAGGACCGAAACGGGAACCACCCGGAGUAUACGACAGAGGGCGCAGUUCAGACAUCAUCACGCCCCAGGAAUCGAUGCAUGAAGCGCCUUCACCCGGCUCAUCGCGCCCAGUUGUCGCCCAUGGAUCGAUUGAUGCUGAUCGCAGCUCACGAAGGCCGGCAACCUCGGACGGAAGGGAGCAGAUCCAAGCGGCGCUCGGCGACCACCGUAAAGGGCUGUUCACGGUGGGUGCUGCAAGCGGGUCGACAUCGCCCGUCAGUUCGGUGCCACCGUCCCGUGACACGAGCCCGUCUAGAGCGUUGACCGCGUCGCAAUUUUACACCCGGCACGCGCCGCCACCGGGAGAAGCCAAUGAUCCUUAUGCCGCAAGCAGGCGGCAGGCACAAAAAGGCAUCGAUUCCCGCUUCAUAUUCCCCAGGAAGAAGAAGCGGGAUUCGCCUGGGUCGUCGACCAUCAGCCUUCCCAAAGCCUUGGGAGACAAACGCCGGUCAAAUGAGGGCCUUUCUCACAGCAGGAAUAGCUCCAUGGCCGACUUGAAGAGGUUCUUCAAGCUGGGUCCUAGCAAUAAGGCAAAAAGAACUGCAUCACCCGCCCCGUCCGUUAGAUCCGGUUCGAAGACGCCACCCACCUCCAAGUCGACGCAGAUUCCCUUUGGCGACGACCACGGCCUCUCCUCUAAGUACGGAAAGCUCGGGAAAGUGCUAGGAGCCGGGGCGGGCGGGUCUGUGAGAUUGAUGAAACGUGCCGAGGACGGUGUGGUGUUUGCUGUCAAGGAAUUCCGUCCUCGCCAUUCAUACGAGACUGAGCGUGAGUACGUCAAGAAGCUCACGGCUGAGUACUGCAUUGGCUCUUCGCUGCACCAUGGCAACAUUAUUGAAACGCUCGAUAUUGUCCAGGAGCGGGGCAAGUGGUACGAGGUGAUGGAGUACGCUCCGUACGAUCUUUUCGCCAUUGUCAUGACGGGACGAAUGUCGCGCGAGGAGAUCAGCUGCUGCUUCUUGCAGAUUCUGAGUGGUGUCACGUACCUGCACAGCAUGGGGCUAGCUCACCGUGACUUGAAACUCGACAACGUGGUGGUCAGCGAGCACGGAAUCAUGAAGAUCAUUGAUUUUGGCAGUGCCCAUGUCUUCAAAUACCCUUUUGAAAGUGGCAUCGUUCUUGCAUCGGGAAUCGUUGGCUCGGACCCGUAUCUCGCACCCGAAGUGUAUGACGAGAAGAAGUACGACCCUCAAGCGGUAGACAUCUGGUCCCUGGCCAUCAUCUUCUGCUGCAUGACCCUCAGACGUUUCCCAUGGAAACUUCCACGGCUAUCUGACAACUCGUUCAAGCUCUUCGCAGCGGAGCCGACGCCAGGCCACGAUCCCAAGAAACUGCUCAUGCCGCCGUCCAAGUCCAUGUCGGCUUUACACGAUACGCCGGCUAGAGACUAUGAUCCGGACAGCCUCCGCAGCAAUGCCGACAAAGAAGCGCGCGGCGGACAACAUGAGCAGCAGAGGGCGUCGACGACAACGUCCAACGCAGGACAUGAUGGCGUAGCCGCCAAUCCCCCGCCGGCGGAGAAGAAGGAGGUGAUCCGCGGCCCGUGGCGGAUUCUUCGGCUGCUGCCCCGAGAAAGCAGGCAUGUCAUCGGGCGCAUGCUGGAGCUAGACCCCAAGAAGCGGGCAAAAAUGGAUGAGAUUCUGGAUGACCCCUGGGUGGCCGAUUCGGUGAUUUGCCGCCAGGUCGGACCUGGGCUCGUGGCGAAUGCUGAGGAUCAUACGCAUGUGCUGGAACCCCCGGCGCCGCCGGCUGGUAGCAAGUAGAUGGUUGAAAAUACUGAGGAUAAAGUAUGUCAGGGGGCAAAAUAUCUCGGGGUUUCUGAGAGAUGGCUGGUGGCUCCUUUUGGUCCGUUUACAUCUUCGCGGCAAUUUUCGUCUUCUCAGCUGCUGUUUCGGUCAUCUUGGGAGGAUGGAGUUUGGGAAAGGGAGUCCUCAUUUGCUGGCGCAUUCAGAUCUGGUUAAGUUUCUUCUGGGUAAGGGCGUUUAUUCAAGUUUCAUUCAUCAUGAGAUACAAAGGCAGGGCUUCAGAAGCAGGAUAAUCUUCUCAAGGGAAGAAAGGGAACUAUAGGGUCGUUGAGGGUUAGAACCAGCAUGCAUAGAUAGUCGGGAUAUAUACUAUAUACCGGCACUUGAAUAGAACAACUGGGAUAUUACAC
Messenger RNA from Canariomyces notabilis, 2621 nucleotides. Its product is annotated as Pkinase-domain-containing protein. The record is from RefSeq and is a predicted model, not a curated record. NCBI's taxonomy places the organism in Eukaryota, Fungi, Ascomycota, Sordariomycetes, Sordariales, Chaetomiaceae. Gene Ontology annotation, molecular function: ATP binding; protein serine/threonine kinase activity. The transcript has 3 exons. Gene Ontology annotation, biological process: intracellular signal transduction; protein phosphorylation. Gene Ontology annotation, cellular component: cytosol. Bases 109 to 2229 code for a protein of 706 amino acids.